Messenger RNA from Periophthalmus magnuspinnatus, 1423 nucleotides. RefSeq names its product P43 5S RNA-binding protein (gene 42sp43). The transcript is spliced from 9 exons. The record is from RefSeq and is a predicted model, not a curated record. Gene Ontology annotation, cellular component: nucleus. NCBI's taxonomy places the organism in Eukaryota, Metazoa, Chordata, Actinopteri, Gobiiformes, Gobiidae. The coding region runs from base 107 to 1228 and encodes 373 amino acids.
AGAUAAUGUGAGUCUGAACACAGACAAACAAAGAGAAAACAGAGAGAAAGACUGAAUAACAGAGAGAAAACAGAGAGAAAGACUGAACAGCAAAGAGAAAACAGAAAUGAGCGGGAUCGAGAGCGUCAAACCCGCUUCAUCUGCGCCUCCUCUCCAGCUCUACAACUGCACACACGCGGACUGCGGGGCCACGUUCACGCGACAAUGGAGACUCAAUGAGCACGAGACCGUGCACACGGGACAGAGCCUGUACCAGUGCACAGUCGCAGAAUGUGGACGCAGGUACAAGAGGAAAUCUCACCUGAGUCGCCACCUGGUCCAACACAAAGGAAUCAGACAGUUCAGAUGCAAAUUUUCCAACUGCUCCAAAAGUUUCUUCAACGCUGGAAAACUGAAACGGCACAUCCGCUUCACUCAUGGAGACAAGAACAAAUACUUCAAGUGCCCCCAGCCCAAAUGCCCUUUGACCUUCAAGAAGCGACGGCUCUUUAAACUGCAUCUGCAAACUCACAACCUGGAGUCUGGUUUUUGCUGUUCGAAGGACGGCUGCUCUGCCACAUUUGACUCCCACAUCGCACGGCGAGCCCACGAGAAGACGCACGCAGGUUACCGCUGUCCUCGCGCUGACUGUCAGGUCGUUGAACGCACCUGGGGACGGCUCCAGAAGCACAUCGCAUCAAAACACCCAGCCACGUUCCCCUGUAAACUCUGUAAGAAGGAGUUUAAGAAGCAGGACGCGCUCCGCAGACACAAGCGCCUCCACGCCUCCCAUAAACCCGUCCUGGUGUGUCCACGGCCCGACUGCAAACUCUACUUCUCCACCACCUUCAACCUCCAACACCACAUCCGCAAAGUGCACCUCCAGCUCAACAAGUACACGUGCUCCUACCCAGAAUGCACUCGCACCUUCGCCAUGCGGGAAAGCAUGAAUCGCCAUUUACUGCGUCAUGACCCAAGCAGCUCUUCACUCAAGAGGCGCUGUCGCUCUAAGAAGGCGUGGCAGAAGCGUUUGGACGGGCGCCGCCUGCCGCUGGUGGAGGAGGAUCUGCGUCACCUGUUCAGCCUGAAGAUGAGGGUCUCUCGUAGGACCAAAGUGGAGGCCGACCUCUCCGGCCUCUUCAGCGAGCGCAAAAUCCCUCACCACGUCGACCCGGAAGUGAACCUCCGAGACCUGUUCUCCCUCAAACCUGGGGAACGCCCGCCGACCGUCGCUCCGGUCAAGGGAUAAACCAGUAUUUGGACAUUUGCUUUAAGUCAAUUGGGUCUUUUUAUGUUUUUUUAAAUGUAUCUGAUACAUUGAGUGCUGUUUAUUUGGAAAUCGUUUGGCAACUGGCCAAAUUUUGAGUUGGAGAAAAGUGAAAAAGACGAAAUGCUCAGUUUGUAAUCCUGCUCUUGUGAACCCAAUAAAUGAGUUUGUUUAUGC